Sinocyclocheilus rhinocerous is the source of this 2165-nucleotide messenger RNA. RefSeq lists its product as uncharacterized. The transcript has 6 exons. The record is from RefSeq and is a predicted model, not a curated record. Bases 358 to 864 code for a protein of 168 amino acids. NCBI's taxonomy places the organism in Eukaryota, Metazoa, Chordata, Actinopteri, Cypriniformes, Cyprinidae.
GUUGCUUAAAAAUAAUGACAGAGUUUGAUACAAAUACAUUAAAAAAUCCACUUCAAAAUGCUUGACAGCUUUCAUUUGUAUAGUACAUAAUGAUUAAUAAAACUGCUAUUUCAUUUUAGUAACAUUGAAUGAAUAUGUAAUAAAACUUUUGAUUGUGCAUAUUAUACUAUUGUUGUACUUUCUUGCCCUAGUUUGAAUGUGUUUUUCCUCAUCUGAUUCCAUGUCAUUGUGACAUCACAGUCUUGAUGAUUAUGUUACUCUUUGUCUGCUGUGUCACUAAUUUCUUACCCGGCUACAGCAGACAGCAUCUUAAAAACCGAACAGCAGCCAGUGAGUGUUAAGUUCUUCUCUGCCGCAAUGUUUAUUUACAUUAAACAUGGAGAUAAUAACCAGUUCCUAGUUAACACCAACUGUCCAACUGUUGUCCUCAUGGAAUACAUAAAAACCAGGUUGGGACUUGCUGAGUCAGAGCUUAUAGACGUGUGUGAUGAACGAGGAGUGCUGAAAUUUAUCUUCCUGCCCCAGAAUUCACAGGAAUCUGCUCGUGGACUGCUAAAGGCUAAAGAGACAUUCAUUGUUUGCAUUAUUAAGCGUUCAUCUGAUGGGGCUUAUAACUCUGUCACAUCACUGUUAUCCGGGGUUGACCCUGCUGUAAUAGAGACCCUGCAGACUCAGAUUGACAAUCUUGAGAAAACUCGUCUGAAGCAGCUUCAUAUUGUGGAGACUCGUAUGGCUACAUCAGAGGAAAUCAAUGCUCAGGCUCUGUCCACUAAAACUACUAAAAAGCGCAAGAAAGUUACACAUGCAAAUGCCCCUGAUGAAGAAGUCCAGCGCCACACAGGGGACAGGAAGAGUAGGAACUGAAUAAAAGCCCUCACAUUCGAGCAUUCAGCAUUCAUACUCAUUCUUAAUGAUGAGUCCCAGUUUAAUUCAUUCAAAUUACAGACAUGUUCAUCAGAAAUGCUGUAUUAUUUUUUAAAACUAUUUAUCUUUUUACUUGGUGAUUCAAGUUGCUACAUUGAUUUUAUAACACAUAAAACUCAAGGACUAUAUCUUCCAGAAGAAGGAUGGAAGACACAUAGGAAGGAAUUUAAUAAAGCAAUGUUUCAAUGCAAAUGUAUGUCCUCUAUCUAUCUAUCUAUCUAUCUGUCUGUCUGUCUGUCUGUCCGUCCGUCCGUCCGUCCGUCCGUCCGUCCGUCCGUCCGUCUGUUAUUAUUUCUGUGUUUCUAAAAAAAUGUGGGAAUUUUCCACUGGUCCCUUGAAAUUAAGCAACAGAUGAGGUCAUCGUCUUGCCUGUGAUUGGCUAGUAUGAAUACCUGUUUGUUACCAAGCUUUUCCCAGCUGGGUGCAAAUUGAGAGAGAAUCUAAGGAGGAAUAUUUAUAGAUUGGUGUGUGUGUGUACUGUAGUUACUGAACACACUUUUAUGCUUGGAUCUAUAUUUGGUAAGCAAUCAACCUGUCUGAAUACGGAGUGGGUGUAAACUGUAUUUUUGCAAUAAGUUUUAUGUCAGAGGCAUGAUGAUAUCUUGAAAUAUAAUUCAAGAUCAGUAUCUUGUUUGUCUCUCUCAUCCAUGCAGCUGCAGACUUUCAGCUAAACGUACGUAGGCCUUGCAGGUGCAGGAACUUUAUGAUGUGUUACUCAGCACAUAGAUUUUUCCUUUUCAGCAUUUCACCAGAGCACAAUGUGGGCGGAAUGCAGCCAUUAGACAGGAACGAGUGGGUGAAAUGCCAGUUAGCAGUUUUACCGUCUAUGGCCAUUAUAAUCUUUCGUGACAUCCUAUGUUGUACAGCACACUCCUAUCUGCUUUUUCCCUUUAAAACCUUGGUUGUGAAAUUUGAAAAUGUCAGAUGUCAGUUAUUGUGGAAGUUGUAUAGAAAGGAUAGUCAUACUGUAUGAUGAGAUUGAGUGUGAUUGACAGGACUGAACUGAAACUGUCUACUGGCCUAUAUUACAAACCGAAGGUCGCAGCUGUCAGCUUGCCUGUGGUCACUGUAUAACGCCUCACUUCCUCCUCUGUGAACUAUAUCUCUGUAGAUAUUUUUAUAUGGCUUCUUUUGUAUAUUUAAUUUCUAAUUUCUCAUUCUCGUUAUUAGAUAUCAGUCAACAUUCUCAGAAGUUAUUGUGUGCGUAUAUGUAUACAGUAUGUGUUUUUAAAGAGAUUUAU